Molecule: messenger RNA, 12600 nt
Organism: Globicephala melas (long-finned pilot whale)
Lineage: Eukaryota; Metazoa; Chordata; Mammalia; Artiodactyla; Delphinidae
Gene: PTPRT
Product: protein tyrosine phosphatase receptor type T
Biological process (GO): protein dephosphorylation
Cellular component (GO): membrane
Molecular function (GO): protein binding; protein tyrosine phosphatase activity
Source: RefSeq, a predicted model, not a curated record
CCCGCCCCAGUCCCGGCCCCGGCCCCCGCGGGAAGUGGCUGAGCCACCGCCGCCCGGAUGGCGAGCCUCGCCGCGCUCGCCCUCAGCCUGCUCCUGCGGUUGCAGCUGCCGCCGCUACCCGGCGCCCGGGCGCAGAGCGCCGCAGGUGGCUGUUCCUUUGAUGACCACUACAGCAACUGUGGUUACAGCGUGGCCCUGGGGACCAAUGGGUUUACCUGGGAGCAGAUUAACACGUGGGAGAAACCAAUGUUGGACCCAGCGGUGCCUACAGGAUCCUUCAUGAUGGUGAACAGCUCUGGGAGGGCCUCUGGCCAGAAGGCGCACCUUCUCCUGCCGACCCUGAAGGAGAAUGACACCCACUGCAUCGAUUUCCAUUACUACUUCUCCAGCCGCGACAGGUCCAGCCCGGGGGCCUUGAAUGUCUAUGUGAAGGUGAACGGUGGGCCCCAGGGGAACCCUGUCUGGAACGUGUCUGGGGUCGUCACUGAGGGCUGGGUGAAGACAGAGCUUGCCAUCAGCACCUUCUGGCCACAUUUCUACCAGGUGAUAUUUGAAUCCGUCUCUCUGAAGGGUCAUCCUGGCUACAUCGCUGUGGACGAGGUCCGGGUCCUUGCCCAUCCAUGCAGAAAAGCACCCCAUUUUCUGCGGCUCCAAAAUGUCGAGGUGAACGUGGGGCAGAAUGCCACCUUUCAGUGCAUUGCUGGUGGAAAGUGGUCUCAGCAUGACAAACUUUGGCUCCAGCAAUGGAAUGGCAGGGACACGGCCCUCAUGGUCACCCGCGUGGUCAACCACAGGCGCUUCUCGGCGACAGUCAGUGUGGCGGACACUACCCAGCGGAGUGUGAGCAAGUACCGCUGUGUGAUCCGCUCUGACGGUGGCUCUGGUGUGUCCAACUACGCUGAGCUGAUUGUGAAAGAGCCUCCCACACCCAUCGCCCCCCCAGAGCUGCUGGCCGUGGGGGCCACAUACCUGUGGAUCAAGCCGAAUGCCAACUCCAUCAUUGGAGACGGCCCCAUCAUCCUGAAGGAGGUGGAGUACCGCACCACCACCGGCACCUGGGCAGAGACCCACAUCGUCGACUCUCCCAACUAUAAGCUGUGGCACCUGGACCCCGAUGUGGAGUAUGAGAUCCGGGUACUGCUCACGCGACCAGGGGAAGGGGGCACGGGACCACCAGGGCCUCCCCUCACCACCAGAACCAAGUGUGCAGACCCGGUGCACGGCCCGCAAAACGUGGAGAUCGUGGACAUCCGAGCCCGGCAGCUGACGCUGCAGUGGGAGCCCUUCGGCUACGCGGUGACCCGCUGCCACAGCUACAACCUCACGGUGCAGUACCAGUACGUGUUCAACCAGCAGCAGUACGAGGCCGAAGAGCUCAUUCAGACCUCCUCCCACUACACCCUGCGGGGCCUGCGCCCCUUCAUGACCAUCCGGCUGCGGCUGCUGCUGUCCAACCCCGAGGGCCGGAUGGAGAGUGAGCAGCUGGUGGUGCAGACGGAGGAGGAUGUUCCAGGAGCUGUUCCUCUAGAGUCCAUCCAAGGGGGUCCCUUUGAGGAGAAGAUCUACAUCCAGUGGAAACCUCCCAAUGAGACCAACGGGGUCAUCACACUCUACGAGAUCAACUACAAGGCCGUGGGCUCAUUGGACCCGAGUGCCGACCUCUCCAGCCAGAGGGGCAAAGUGUUCAAGCUUCGGAAUGAAACCCACCACCUCUUUGUGGGUCUGUACCCCGGGACCACCUACUCCUUCACCAUCAAGGCCAGCACAGCAAAGGGCUUUGGGCCCCCUGUUACCACCAGGAUCGCCACCAAAAUUUCAGCUCCAUCGAUGCCUGAAUAUGACACAGACACCCCACUGAAUGAAACAGACACGACCAUCACAGUGAUGCUGAAGCCCGCUCAGUCUCGGGGAGCCCCUGUCAGUGUUUAUCAGCUGGUUGUCAAGGAGGAGCGACUUCAGAAGUCACGGAGGGCAGCUGACAUCAUUGAGUGCUUUUCGGUGCCGGUGAGCUAUAGGAAUGCCUCCAGCCUCGAUUCUCUACACUACUUUGCUGCUGAGUUGAAGCCUGCCAACCUGCCUGUCACCCAGCCAUUUACAGUGGGUGACAACAAGACAUACAAUGGCUACUGGAACCCACCUCUUUCCCCUCUGAAAAGCUACAGCAUCUACUUCCAGGCACUCAGCAAAGCAAAUGGAGAGACCAAAAUCAACUGUGUUCGUCUGGCUACGAAAGCACCAAUGGGCAGCGCCCAGGUGACCCCGGGGACUCCACUCUGCCUUCUCACCACAGGUGCCUCCACUCAGAAUUCCAACACCGUGGAGCCAGAGAAGCAGGUGGACAACACUGUGAAGAUGGCCGGCGUGGUCGCCGGCCUCCUCAUGUUCAUCAUCAUUCUCCUGGGCGUGAUGCUCACCAUCAAAAGACGAAGAAAUGCUUAUUCCUACUCCUAUUACUUGUCCCAAAGGAAGCUGGCCAAGAAGCAGAAGGAGACACAGAGUGGAGCGCAGAGGGAGAUGGGGCCCGUGGCCUCGGCCGACAAACCCACCACCAAGCUCAGCACCGGCCGCAACGACGAAGGCUUCUCUAGCUCACAGGACGUUAACGGAUUCACAGAUGGCAGCCGUGGGGAGCUGUCCCAGCCCACCCUCACGAUCCAGACUCACCCCUACCGGGCCUGUGACCCCGUGGAGAUGAGCUAUCCCCGGGACCAGUUCCAGCCCGCCAUCCGGGUGGCUGACCUGCUCCAGCACAUCACUCAGAUGAAGAGAGGCCAGGGCUACGGGUUCAAGGAGGAAUAUGAGGCCUUACCGGAGGGGCAGACAGCCUCGUGGGACACAGCCAAAGAGGAUGAAAACCGCAACAAGAAUCGAUACGGCAACAUCAUAUCCUAUGACCAUUCUCGAGUGAGGCUGCUGGUGCUGGAUGGAGACCCACACUCCGACUACAUCAACGCCAACUACAUUGAUGGGUACCAUCGACCUCGGCACUACAUUGCUACUCAAGGUCCCAUGCAGGAGACCGUAAAGGACUUCUGGAGAAUGAUCUGGCAGGAGAACUCGGCCAGCAUCGUCAUGGUCACAAACCUCGUGGAAGUGGGCAGGCACCCAGCGGGACACACUGUGGGAAAUGCCACUCUAAGCCGCUCGGCGUCCCCCGGAAUGGUGAAGUGUGUGCGAUACUGGCCGGAUGACAUGGAGGUCUACGGAGACAUUAAAGUCACCCUGAUCGAAACAGAGCCCCUGGCAGAGUACAUCAUCCGCACCUUCACAGUCCAGAAGAAAGGCUACCAUGAGAUCCGGGAGCUCCGCCUCUUCCACUUCACCAGCUGGCCCGACCACGGCGUCCCCUGCUAUGCCACCGGCCUCCUCGGCUUUGUCCGCCAGGUCAAGUUCCUCAAUCCCCCAGAAGCUGGGCCCAUAGUGGUCCACUGCAGUGCUGGUGCCGGGAGGACUGGCUGCUUCAUCGCCAUCGACACCAUGCUUGACAUGGCCGAGAAUGAAGGGGUGGUGGACAUCUUCAACUGCGUGCGUGAGCUCCGGGCCCAGAGGGUCAACCUGGUGCAGACGGAGGAGCAGUAUGUGUUUGUGCACGACGCCAUCCUGGAAGCGUGUCUCUGCGGCAACACGGCCAUCCCGGUAUGCGAGUUCCGCUCUCUCUACUACAAUAUCAGCAGGCUGGACCCCCAGACCAACUCCAGCCAAAUCAAAGACGAAUUUCAGACCCUCAACAUCGUGACUCCUCGCGUCCGGCCUGAGGACUGCAGCAUCGGUCUCCUGCCACGGAACCAUGAUAAGAAUCGGAGCAUGGAUGUCCUGCCUCUGGACCGCUGCCUGCCCUUCCUCAUCUCGGUGGAUGGAGAAUCGAGCAACUACAUCAAUGCGGCACUGAUGGAUAGCCACAAGCAGCCUGCCGCGUUCGUGGUCACACAACACCCUCUACCCAACACCGUGGCGGACUUCUGGAGGCUGGUGUUCGAUUAUAACUGCUCCUCUGUGGUGAUGCUGAAUGAGCUGGACACUGCCCAGCUCUGUAUGCAGUACUGGCCUGAGAAGACCUCGGGGUGCUACGGGCCCAUCCAGGUGGAAUUCGUCUCCGCAGACAUCGAUGAGGACAUCAUCCACAGAAUAUUCCGCAUCUGUAACAUGGCUCGGCCACAGGAUGGAUAUCGUAUAGUCCAGCACCUCCAGUACAUUGGCUGGCCUGCCUACCGGGACACACCCCCCUCCAAGCGCUCUCUGCUCAAAGUGGUCCGACGGCUGGAGAAGUGGCAGGAGCAGUACGAUGGGAGGGAGGGACGCACUGUGGUCCACUGCCUAAAUGGGGGAGGCCGCAGCGGAACCUUCUGUGCUGUCUGCAGCGUGUGUGAGAUGAUCCAGCAGCAAAACAUCAUCGAUGUGUUCCACAUCGUGAAAACAUUACGUAACAACAAGUCCAACAUGGUGGAGACCCUGGAACAGUAUAAAUUUGUAUACGAGGUGGCACUGGAAUAUUUAAGCUCCUUUUAGCCCAAUGGCGUGGAGCACCUGCCGGAGUCCAGAGGCUGCUGCAGCCAACCCCCUUUUCUGUGAACGGCAGCGACUGGGCUCAGGGGCUAAGCGGUGGCGCCCUGCCCAACUCCAGGAGAAGACUGGUGGGCCUGUGGUCCACGGUGGGCUCUGUACCUUCGUAGGAGUCUCCAGUUGCUGUGGAGGACGCCGCCCUGAAAGGCCCAGGCUUCUUUUCCAGCCUCAGGCACGGGCCCAUACAGAAGUGCACCUGUAUAGCAAGGCCCGGAUUUUUCAGUGCCCAGACCUCUUCCUUUUGCUCUUUUCAGGUUUGUGAAUCUCGAGGCAAGCUGACUGUGUGGGUAUAAGGGAGUGACAGGCCUGGCAGCACGUCCUCUGCUCUCCGUCCUCUAGGCGGUGGGGGGAUGUGUGCUUUCCUCCUCCACGGGGUCGUGAAUAUGACCGGGCUCUGCUGCCGUCUCCUGCAGGGACCUCUGGAUCACUGGGACUUCAGGAUGCUCCCGAGACCACAGCAGAGGCCCCCAUCCUCCCAACUAACCUGCAUGGGGCUUGGCCCACCACCAUUGUGUACUCGUCCCCCAGCCCAGGCCUUGACCUUCUGUCGUUCACUGGCCAGUCCGCCGUGUCCGCGGCAGUCCUGGACAAAGGUCUGCUUUGCGUUUCUGUGGUCAGUGCGGUGGGGCAGAACUGCAGGGGACUUUGCUGCUGCUCCUUGUGUCUGUGAAGAAGGACUGCCUCCCUGGGGCACGGCUCUGGCUGACCCUGUGUGUCUUGGGCGGUGGCUCCUUUGGGAGGGAUGAACAAGUUAAGAUUUGAUGAUUUUCCAAAGUGUACGUGUAAAGAAACUUUCUUUUGGAGGGUGUAAAAUCUUUCUUAGUCUCAUAUCAAAAAAAGGUGGGAGGGACGUUUGGUUGUGUAGCUAUAAGACAAAUCUCUGGGGCCUGUUAUCUCUCCUGGAAAUGUCCUCAAAAGAUCCCAGCCAGGGACAGCACAGCCACUGAGCAAGGGAGAGAUAGUCUGAAGGGCUAGUCUGAAGACAGUCCCUUUUGGCCUUUGGGGCAGACAGACAGAGUACCGGCAUAACCUCGGAUCUCCAAAUUUGAACACCUUCCUAGAGAAACUCAGCUGCCAUCUUAGAAAAUAGUCAUCAUGGACCCAGCUAUACUUUUUGGUUUAAAAUAGGACAAGGGGAUCAGACCUGGGGAACCUAGACUCUUGCCCAAAGUAUGGGUCAGUCAGUGACUGACAGGGGCGCCAGCAUUGGCUAAGUAUCUCUCAUAUGCCAGGCUUGGCAAGUUCUUAGAACCCACCCCCGCCCUCCCUGAGAGAGCUAUUCACCUGUUAUCCUUAUUUUACAACCGAAGACACUGAGGCGUCUUCCUCAGUCAUGAUGUUCUGGUUUCCAAAAGGCAGGUAAUAGUGAUGAGACUUCUUUGUAACGUUUUCUUCAUCCUUUUCUCAGCCAAGCAAUUAUUAUAUGGACGGAAAAUAAGGCCAGAAAUUUCUGAGCAGCGAACUCCACAAAUGGGAAUUUAAUUCUUUCUUUCCUAUGCCAAUUUUUCUGGGAAGCUCAGAAUUUCAGAUAUAUUUCAGCAACUCAUUCCCAGCUCCCCAGGAAAGCUAGUCCCAUCUCCGUUCUUAGCCAGUGAAAACAAUUCCCUGUGCCCUCAGGCGGUGAGGUCUGCCAGCCAGGGACACUCUACCUUGGUCUCUAGCUGGUGCUUUGGUACAGUACCUGGCAGCCCCCGGGUGGCCUGGGAUCCAGGAAGCUUCAUCUUGAAGGCUGGUCUAGCUCCAGAGCGGCCAUGAGAAGCAUAGAAUUCAAUAAGGCACAGUGUUCUCCCUAAAGAACUUACUGUAUCCUGGGAAAACUGAACCACAGCGCAAAGUGUUACACGAGCCUCACAGCAAGAGAGAUUCAGCGUAGAGCUUUCUAGAGGAGGUGACAUCCAUUCCACUGGGUAGAAAAAGGAAGAAAAGGAAACUCAGGCCAAGGUAUCAGCAUAUGCAAAGACAAAGAGGUGUGCAGAAUCCUUGGCGGGGGGGGGGGGGGGGGGUGCGGUGAGAUGGCAGAUGAGCUCAACUAGAGCAGAACAUGGCAGGAGGACAGCCAGGGUCAGGGGGCAAAUGCUCCACCAGCAGGGCAGACUUGGCCCCUGCGGGCAAGCAGGACGCAGUGGAGCUUUGAGUGAUGCACUCAGCUCAGUGCUAGAGGAGGCUCCCUCUGGGGCCAGUGGGGCUGCCUCUUUCCUUUCAUCAGACACUGUGAAAAUGGUCCCUUAAGCGUAUACUUUUUAAUAUCACAUCUAUUUGUCUGUCUGCUCAUUAUUUUGUUGCUGGAUCAGGAGACGCAGCUUCUGUGAGAAACUCAGGGUCUCUGCUCUGCCACGAAGCAGGGUGACCAAGCCAGACCCCUGGGCCCAUGAGGACGGGACAUGGAAGGAGCCCACAGAAGCUGUUCCCGUCAGCAUGGGCUCUGGAACUGUCUGGAAGUCCAGGGACACCAGACUCGAUCAAGGAAGGGCUGUCACUUCGGAGGUUCAAAAGGAAGCAUCUCAAAGCAAAAGAAGGCGGAGGAGCCCCACCAUGAACUUGCUCUUCCCCUUUCAUGGUCCCUUUUCCUGGUCCCCAGGCCCUGGCCCCCUGCUGGCCUCCCCUGGCUCUAGUCUCUGCCUUCAAGGAGCCUGUGACAUAGCAGAUCAGCCAGCUAUAUGCUCCUCUCUCAGAUCUGGGCUCAUCCGUACAGAAUGGGGGCUGGGAGAGGGUUGUGCUCUCUAACAAACACAAAGAAACCCUAGGAUUUACUCUGCUCAGGAGGGGGCAGAAUAGCUGGCAGAUGAAAAUGACAGUGGCUUCUAUCAUUUCAGAUGGUAGGAAUUUAGAAUGUGACUUUGGGGAGAAGGAAUUUAGAAUGAAAACUCGGGCCGUGCUGGGUAACCCAACAAGGGCCAGUGAUGGUUCCCCCAGCUCAGCACCCCUGGCCCCCGUCACUUCCUCACAACCCAACCGCCCUCCAGAGGAUGCAGGGCAGUGAACAGUCUCCGGCCAGUUUACACUGGAAGACACUGAGGCUCGCGGAUGGGGAUGCUUCCCCCAAGAUCCCACGUGGCAAGAAUGUGGCAGGACGUGGAUGAGACGGGGCGCUGGUGCCCGGGAAUUUGGACUUGAUCCCAGGAAAGCUCAUGGGCAAACAGCACCUCCCCCGGGGUACUCUACACUUACGGGGCAGGCUCACCGUUCACGACACAGAGGGAAGUGGAACUCAUGGUCUCUGGGUCUCCAUGACGGGGGCCAGCCUCCUGUCUCUGGGCUGCCCAAGAGAGUCCCCUCACUUAGCACAAAGCCUCAUGGCUCUCACCUCCUAGACGUGGACCCUGUUUGGAGGAGAGGCAAGGAAUUAACGAGAAGCCAGGUACUGUCCCCACCUGACUGCACGUCUGGCCUAGACAUCUUCGGGAUGUAUCCUAGCUGCAUCCUAACACGUCGUCCUCUCCUCCUUUCUGGUACGAAGGUCCUGGGGCCGGGGGGCUCUGAGCCUCUAGAUGGCUACAGCACGCCUCCCGUUGUGGGAGCAGAAGGGGUCAGAUUGCUUUUACACUGUCUCUGGAUGUAGCCCGGGCAGUGGCCUGCCUGCCAGAUGUCUGCCUUCCCGUGCAAGCAGCAGACCCUGUGCUGGAGACUGUAAACGUGAGCUCACCGAAUUCUUCCAGCGUUCCUAAGAAGUGCUUCUAAUUGUCACCAUUUUAUACAUGAGGAGACUGAGGUUCAGAGGGGUGAAGUCGUUGGCCCACAGUUCCACCACAGCUAGUAAAGGAGGGAGCCAGGAUUUAAACUGGUUCUUUUGACUUCAAAGACAAUAUUUUCCCAUGUCUCAGAUUUUCCCAUGGUGGGGGGGGCUACCCAUAACAGCAAAGACUAGAGUGAAACAGGCCCAAUGGAUCUUGUAAAGCCCAAAGCAGACAAUGGUCAGCUUAAAAUUCCUUCAGUUUCAUGUCUAGCAAUUCACAUAAUAUUUGCAUUCUUCUCUAAUUUAGCCUGAUUUGUUUUCAUAGAAGUGCAUAAAUAUUUUUUUAACCACAUGUGCUCUGGUCCCUCAUGUGGCUUUGAUCCCUUCAACUCACUAUGAUGGACCCUAGGGAAUUACAGCCCAGUCUAAGAGGCACAAUGCCUGGCCAUGCUGCUUCCUCCUGCGGCCAAUUCUAGACUCAAGUGCAGCCCACCUUCCCCUUAGCAGAUCCUAUGGUAUGGGGGUACCCUGACCUCACUGUUCAUGGGUUGAUCUCAACUCAAGUCUUCUUAAGUUGGAUACUGGAAAAAAGCCAUUGAAAUCUACUAGAAUUACAAGGACAUGCCCAUCUGGAGUGGCGACGGCUGAGCGCAUAAAAUCCUAAAGGGAAAGGAGGUGAUGAACACAGCCUUACUCAGCAGAUUCCUGAAUGCUGGGGCCUCUACAAGGCGGUGUCCUUAGUCUAGGUAGAGUCAUACGGUUGCUAAUGUGGGCCAAUCUGAGGACACACUUCACGUGAGGGGCUGGGGGCUGGAAGCCUCGUCACUUUACUGCAACCCCACAUACUCACUGGGUUCUUACAACACGCAGGGCCCUGGGGGGGCUGCCAUCAGGAAGCUCAGUUUACUAUGGCACAGCCCAUCCCUUGCUGAGACAUGGGGUUGUGAUAGGAAGGACUCAGUCUUUGGUUCUAAUUCAGCCCAGCCAUUUCUUGGCUGUAGAAUGUUGGGCAACCAACCAGUUAGUGGGAAAGAGGAGCCUCGGCCAGGUAGAAGGGGUAAGUAGAUCUGGAGAGCUUUGGGUAGGAAAACGGGAAGGCAAAGCCAAGAAGUUAGGACCCGAUAGGACUCCUCAGAACCAAGGUUGCAUACGGUCUGCUGGGCAAAGUGGUCACUUCUGUGACACAGUAGGAUGGGGGAUGGAGAGGGACUGGCCAGAACCACCUGGAACAAAGGUGCUGCUUUCGAAUGUGUCUCAGUAUCUUGGAGAGAAGAUGAUAAUCUUUCCCUCUGACCAAUCACGUUUAUCCAUCAUCGGUUCCCCGUUGGUAAGCUAGCCUCCCCAUGCUCAUUUCCUCAGCUCUGGUGUGAAUCCCUGGUGUGUGUCCUCACUGCGGUCCACACAGUUGUGGUGUGAAUCCCUGUUGUGUGCAUAGAGGUGUUCAGUCUAGCAAGAAUGCUGCAGACAGAAGUGAGGCCCAGGGGGGAGCAAACAGAUGCUCAUCAUGUCAUCUUUGCAGGAGUAACUGCCCAGCCCAGAUCCAGGGACACUGAAGGAGAGGGCAGCUCCCCUGUACCUCACAGGGGAUGAAGAAAACCCCCUUCACUUAGCCUGCAUCUGGCCUCUCCUGGGCUGGACAGAGAGGCCAUCAGCACCAAGUUGAGUCAGGAGUAAUGCCAUGGAAAACACGGGUGAGCCUGUCGGUAAGAUGACCACGAUGCUAAUUCUAAACCAUAAGGCCAACACAUUGUGCUGGGCCGGGAUCCCGGGGGACAGGUGGUCAACCCAAGCUGCAGGGCAGAAGAUGAGACAUGAGUCACGUGGUGGCCGUGCAUCUCCAAGCCCUGACUUGCCUUCCCCGUCAUCUAACUAGUCUGAGCUCCUUCUCAGCCCAUGAUGCCAGCUUCAAAUCACAGCCAAAUAAAACAGGGAAAUAAGUAAUGUGAACCCAGCAUAGAGGGAACCAGCUGAGACUCAGCCUUGUUCCUAUAUCCCCAUGCAAGUGUUCCGUGUUGGAGGUUUUCAACAGAGACGUGCCUAGCAGUGAUAAAAUGCAAAGCCUUGGCUUCCAUCUAUCCAGGAUCUGCCUUUGAGGUCAUACACUGUCUGAACAGCAAGGAGAGAAGUCAGUGGCAGAGAGUGGCAGAGGCUCCAGUUUUUCAGAGUCAUGGGUAUGAUCCUCAGAAGCACAGAGAGAUGUCUAAGCCAUACUUAUGCACGUGAACAGACUCUUCUGGUUUACUGGUAGCCAGACAUAGACUUUUGCGUCACGCUGGCUGGCUGUACAACACUCUUGUAGGUACCAAGACCAUCUCUUGCAUCCCUCCUGCCUGCCUCCAGAAGAGGUGGAAAAGGGUCAUCAAAGAGGCCACAUUCACCCCCUCAAAUCCACCCAAGAAUGUUAGGUCCCAAGAGGCGGGGUCAGCACCCAUAAUGGUAGACCCCAGGCUUAGCAUCCUAGUUAUACUAAGAGGUUGGGCUAGUCACUGCCAUUGACACAAAGAUGUAGGACUCAGCAUGGGCAUACUAUAGAGUAAAGCUGCUGGGGCAGGGUUACCAUGGAGCUUCCGUAGGUGUCUGAGAGCCGCUCUGAGCAGUGGGAUUUGGACCCUGAUCCCUGGUUGAAAUGUUCAGAGAAUGAGGGUCUGUGGUCCUUAGAGUGUUGGUCAGGAAGGUAUUGGUACGAAAGCCUGGAGCUCAGGGUAAUUAUUAUACUUUAUGGUUCCUUGGUGAGUGGGAUGCUUAGAUUUGGGGGAGGAAAGGGAUUACGAAGCAACCUGCCAAAACCGCAAAGUUGAGUUCCUGUACACAUACUUCUGUGCCUUUGGGCUUAUGAAUACAAAGCAGUGGGCCCCCUUCGUGAUGGUCCAACAAACUCUCGGUGCCCACCGUGCACCUGUCUCUCCCAUGGAAGAUUAAUGAUGUAGGCUGUUCUUUGGACCAAAGCCUCCAGGGCAGUCUGGAGGCUCAGAGGGCCAAGGGGUGACAUCCCAGGUCAGAUCAGACUUCUGAAGAGUUACGCAGAAUACCAGUGCCCAUACCCUCCAUAGGCCUGCAGAUCGUUAGAUAAAUUCAAGCACAGUUUACUAGUCCCGGAUCACUCCUAUGAGUGGAACGAGGACCAAUGGAUGAAACUUCAUAGCUGUAGGAGAGAACUUGCUAUCUGCCAGAGAUGAGUUCUGUCUCAGCAGCUGUUCAGCAAGAGCCAGGCAUCUCUUUAAAGGGAAGAAAGAGCUUUGCUGAGAGGGCCUUUAAGUUUCUUCCACCCUAGAUGAAUGUAUUACAGAGCCGGGACCUUGUCUGAACGCCUUCCUUCCUGCAGAGCACAGAGCCGAGCAGGUUGGGCUUGGUGUGUGCUGGUUGAAGCCCCUACUCUCCUGCUGCCCCAGCACCGCGCAGGCCAAGAUGCUGCUCUAGCCACGCAUCAAAGGCUCAUCCAGGCUGGUUAUCACCAAACAGCCCAGAGAGAGCAGCUGCUUUGCCACAGAACCCAGGCCCACCAAGAUCUGUGAUGAGACCAGUCAUAAUUUCGAUCCGCUGGCCAACAGGGCCAUCAGUGACAGCCGGAAUCAGUAAAGGUCCAAGUAGGACCCAGAGUGGGGUUUUGCUUCCCAUACACAUUAACUCCAGAGGUGAAUUCUACCCCUCCCCUCCGCAGUCGAGGCCUGUUAGAGCAAAUUGCAAAAGCAAAAGCACAGUGACUCAGUUGACAUGUGAUCACAGUCAUCCCCGGUACAUCCGUUUCAUUGCCAGGUAGAUCCUGAACUAGCCCAGGCUAAUCCAGGCUCACCCAUAUUGGCAAUCAGACUCAAAAGCACUUUCCUACCUUCUCUUUCCACCCUACAUCUUACCAGCCAAUGAAAGGCAAAGAGUUGGGGUUUCUACCAUUGCCUUGGCCACUGGACACCAUCAUAGCCGCAUAAGGGCCAUCACGGGGUUCCCAUCAACUCCAGGGAGACUGACAUUUUCAUGUCCACUGGGCAUAUGACACUGCACGAGACCAAAGUCUCCACACUGUUAGCAGCCUCCUCCACGAGUCCCAAUGGCCUGCACUUGUACAGUUUGGGUGUUUGAUAGAUAAGGCACGUAUGAGAAGAGAAAACAAAAUAAAUCAACUUUUUAAAAAAGCCAGCACUGUGCUGUCAAUGUUUUAUUUUUUUUUUUUCCUUUCCAAUUCUAGCUUCAAAAAGCAGAAGGUAAAUAAUGUCAGGUCAAUGAAUAUCAGAUAUAUUUUUUGACUGUACAUUACAGUGAAGUGUAAUCUUUUUACACCUGCAAGUCCAUCUUAUUUAUUCUUGUAAAUGUUCCCUGACAAUGUUUGUAAUAUGGCUGUGUUAAAAAUCUAUACAAUAAAGCUGUGACCCUGA